GCCUCCGUGUUGCUCGUCGUUCGUCGUUGAUGUCUCUGACUGACGAGCGGAGGAGCUGCAAUCGUUGCUGCUGCGAAGUCUUUCCAACACGAAGAGCACGCAGUCUUGGAUCCCGGCGCUGAUAGGCCUGUGCAACGGUGGUGGAGGUCUCUGCAGAUCGACUUUUAGUGUCGUCGUUUCUGGUUCAGCAGCGGCGUUUGGAAAUCGGCCCACUGAAGCUCGGCGUCCUGCGACUGCGCUUGUCAUUUUUAGAUGCGGAGAGGUGGGACAGGAGGAUGAUGAUGAUGAUGAUGAUGUGAUUGUCUGGUAUUGGUCUUUAUUUUUAUCCCGAAGGUUUUGUCGUUGUUUCCUUCUGCGGAUGUGGCAACUUCCUUCCCUUCACCUAGUCGCUCGCCUUGUGGAGAACUCGUGCGAGCAUCGAUUGGAUUGUGUGAUUCUCAGGAAUUGAUUGAUCGCUCUACCAGACAAGGGAUUUCGAGUGCGUUGCGGUUUUGCAAAAAAAUUCGCGCACACUCGGUGCAUGGUGUGAUUCAAUUGAAGCGUUCGGGUACGCACUGAAGCGGACUGUGCACUAGCGGGGCCAUUUUUAUUAGCGCCUCUCUGCCUUAGCUUUUUUUUUUUUUGUUUUUUUUUUUUUUUAAAUUGCGCAAGCCGUUCUCUCCCUUUGUCGUCGAACUUAAUCUUGCAAUCUUAUGGAGAAGAUAAGUUGCUGUCGAAUGCAUCGGAUGGAAGAGAUUAUCAAGAGAGGAUAAGACGGAGCACUGAAUCAACAUUCGCAAUCUUUCGUUCUUUGAGAGCUCCAGGGCCAGCAUUUUAUACAACGUAAAUAGGAUAGUAAUAUGGACAGGGACGAGGGAGACGCUGCAAUGUGCAUACCCGCAGAGGUGGACAAGUAUAUUCAGGAAUCAGUCAGCCACUUGUUAGAGCCUUGCUCUUGUCAGGAUUAUUGGGAGGUGAAGUUCGCGGAAGCUGUGGAUUCUCAGCGCCAAUUGCAGGAACAAGUUUACAUCCUUCUACACCGGCUGGAGGAGGCAAAUAUGAGAUGUACAAAAUCCAGGGAGGAAGCUGCUCUGAAUGCGCAAGCAUUAAAGAGACAAAUAUCUGAAACCCAGAGACUUGCGGCAGAAUGCAAAUCUCUGACUCUAGAUUGCGAAGCGCUGACACAAGAAUGUGCACGCUUAGAAAGAGAGUGUAAUUUGUAUCACAAUGACCGAGAAGUGUUUAUGGAAGUUGCUGAUGAAGCUGAGGAGCGGGCAACCCAAGCGGAAGAAAGGGCUGAUGAGGCGAAUCGAAGGCUGGAAGAGUUGUUGGAGGAACUACAAAAUAUCAGGAGUUGCACUGCAGUAGUGCACCCCUUGCCAACAGAGAACGCAGAUGAGGAGGAUGCAGCUAUCUUAAGAUUGAAGAUUGCAGAUUUGGAAUCUCAACUUCAAAAGCUUCAAGUGGAGGCAGAGACUGUUAGGUCCUGUGCUGAUAUAGAAAACAAUAAGGCUUAUGACUUAUUAAGAGAGGAGAACUCGAGGCUGGAAAUCCUGCUCUCUGAAUCAAAUCAGCGGUACGAAGAAACUUCUGUAGAUCUUGAUAGAAUUCGGGAACUGUGUACGAAAAUGGAGAAUGCUAGGGAUGAGAUGAGUGUUUCCAACAUGAUAACAUCUGCAAUCUCAGCUGGAGUGAUUAGGGCAGUAGAGCAGGAACGGGAAGAAGCGAUAUCAACUCUUAACCUUCAGUUCAAGGCCAUCUUAAAACGCAUGCAAGGAGAGUUUCGAUCCAGUCGGGAAAGGCUUUUGAAGAAAUGGAAUGAAAGUGAAGGAGGCCGUGAAAGGACAAAGUUGGCCGAGAAAAGCAUGAAGUCUUUGCUUAUGGAAGCAGACGCAUUGAGACGGGAAGUGGCAAUUUGCCGAGAUAAUCUUGACAAAUCUCAAGAGCAGAUACACUUGUUAUCAGAGGAGAAUAGGGAACUUCGAUUGCUGCUGAAGGUCAAAUGCAAUUCGUGUUUGGGAUAUACAGCAUCUCCCUUCGGUUCUAGAGGAGUAAGGCUUAUAACCACACUGCAUGCUUGGCACAAGUGCUUCCAGCCCCUCGGUGUGUACUCUCCGCGAAAUAGUUUCAUGAAAAGCGAAAAGCUUCAGGAUGAACUUGCAGGAGACGUAAUCAUGAAUUUGCCACCGGGAGCUGUCGGAGCUGCUCGUAGCCCAUUCACUCCGCUGCGUAUGAACUACAUCCACACAAAACCUCUUCAUGCAUAGAAUCUUCAUAUCUGUUGUGGCAGUAGUAGUUCCCAUUUUUUCAUUGUCAGCUAGCUCUGUGGUCCUUCAUGGAAAUCCCCAGGACUUAAAUGAAUGUCCUGAUUGGAAAGGUGUUUGCCAAGAGUCCGUUGGCUUUUGAUGUACAGUCUUUUCCUCAAUACCUUCAAAAGGUUUCAAAAUACAAACCGCAAUUUUCUGCAUCUCAGCCA
This is a messenger RNA of Physcomitrium patens, 2455 nucleotides long. Lineage: Eukaryota; Viridiplantae; Streptophyta; Bryopsida; Funariales; Funariaceae. The record is from RefSeq and is a predicted model, not a curated record.